UGCACGCGGGCGGGCGGCGCGCGGCGCCUCGGUCUGGGGGAGAGCGGGGCGGUCUCCGCCGGCGUCGCGCGCGCUGUGUGUGAGCGGGGUCGCGCGCGCGCGCGACAAGCAAGUGAGGGAACGAGGAGCGGCCGGGUGUGAGUGUGAGUGUGUGUGUGUGUGUGUGUGGGUGGGUGGGUGUGUGUGCGAGUGCGGGUGAGGGAGAGGCCGGCCGGCCGCGAGGCUGUGAGAAAGUGGGCGAGUGUGCGAGGACGCCCGGCCUGGCCGCCGGAGCGGCGGCGGCGAAGGAGAAAGGCGGCUCCCGGCAUCUCGACCCCCUCCCCCUCCUCCGACUUCCAGCCGGCCCGGCGCGCGCGCUUCCUCGGAGGCCCCAGCCCGGCCCCGCCGCCGAGAGCGAGGGAGGAGCCGCCCGAGCCAGGUAGACUUUACAUUUUUAAGAGGAAACAAUCCACGCAAAAGAAGAACAAACAAAUCAAGAUGUGUAGCUCUGUCGCUGCCAAGUUGUGGUUUUUGACAGAUCGCCGCAUCAGGGAAGACUAUCCCCAAAAAGAAAUCUUACGAGCAUUGAAGGCCAAAUGCUGUGAGGAGGAGCUGGACUUUAGGGCUGUGGUGAUGGAUGAGGUGGUGCUGACCAUAGAGCAAGGAAACCUGGGUCUACGGAUCAAUGGAGAACUAAUCACUGCCUACCCCCAAGUGGUGGUAGUGAGAGUACCAACCCCUUGGGUGCAAAGUGAUAGUGACAUCACUGUUUUGCGCCAUCUAGAGAAGAUGGGAUGCCGGUUGAUGAAUCGACCUCAAGCCAUCCUGAACUGUGUUAAUAAGUUCUGGACGUUUCAAGAGUUGGCUGGCCAUGGCGUUCCUCUGCCAGAUACUUUCUCUUAUGGUGGCCACGAAAAUUUUGCUAAAAUGAUAGAUGAAGCAGAAGUACUGGAGUUCCCAAUGGUAGUGAAGAAUACACGGGGUCAUAGAGGCAAAGCUGUUUUCUUAGCCCGAGAUAAGCACCAUUUGGCUGAUCUAAGCCAUCUUAUUCGCCACGAAGCUCCUUACCUGUUCCAGAAGUAUGUUAAAGAGUCUCAUGGACGGGAUGUACGUGUCAUUGUUGUGGGAGGCCGUGUGGUUGGCACCAUGUUACGUUGUUCAACAGAUGGGAGGAUGCAAAGCAACUGCUCGCUAGGUGGUGUGGGGAUGAUGUGUUCAUUGAGUGAACAAGGGAAGCAGCUAGCUAUCCAGGUGUCUAAUAUCCUGGGAAUGGAUGUGUGUGGCAUUGACCUGUUGAUGAAAGAUGACGGCUCCUUCUGUGUCUGCGAGGCCAAUGCAAAUGUAGGUUUCAUCGCCUUUGAUAAGGCUUGUAAUCUAGAUGUAGCUGGUAUCAUAGCGGACUAUGCCGCCUCCCUUCUGCCCUCUGGCCGGCUCACCCGGCGUAUGUCCCUGCUCUCCGUGGUGUCCACAGCCAGUGAAACUAGUGAGCCAGAGCUGGGUGCCCCAGCCAGCACUGCUGUCGACAACAUGAGCGCAAGUUCCAGCUCUGUCGACAGUGACCCUGAAAGCACCGAGCGAGAGCUGCUCACCAAGCUCCCAGGGGGCCUAUUCAACAUGAACCAGCUGCUAGCCAAUGAGAUCAAACUCCUGGUGGAGUGAUUCCACCGGUAAUUAACCAACAAAACCCUGUAAAACUUAACUUUCCUUUUCUUUUCUUUCUUCUUCUUCUUCUUUUUUUUUUUUAACCAACUUGCAAUGCUGUUCAUGGAAGAUGCUCAGGAAGAUGAAUUAGUAGGAUUAGUUGGAGAGAAGGAGAAGAUAGAUGAGAUCUCUGCUAGUAAGGUGUUACUAACUUUCAUUUAUAAAUCCUACAGAUAGAGAGGCAGAAGAGGGUGGAAUAUAGAAAAUGUCAGGCUCUCAUAGUUACCCUUUUAAAUUACUAAAAAGUUUGUAUGCUCUCAGGCCAUGAGCAACAUAAAAAUUUUUUCAUGGUCUCUCACUUUUGUUUUUGUACCAAAAAAUUUGUUAUGAUACAAAUAUCCCAAGUAGCAUAACUUCACAUUGUAUCGCAAGAUUUGUAAGGGGUGAGGAAAACAUCUGCCUAAAUCAUACAAAUAUAUAUACAAAUCUGAAAACUCUGACAUUUCCCUAUUAACUAGCAGCUUUAGUUCAUAGUUGUUUAUGAAAUCUCAAGAGGCUCUUUUACUGAGAUUUCUGAUUUUUGUGUUUUGUCAUCUUUUUUUCCUUUAAUUUGGGUGGGGGUACAAAGUGAAUAUAAUCCAAUAAAGGCCUUUUAAUGACAAAAUUGGCAUGCUUGCAUGAUGAAAGGGAAGUGAACAGUAUUGCAAUGUCUGGUAUACAAAAUAACCUUUACUCAAUGUAGAUGAAAUUACACUAGUUUAAAAUAUGUGCAUUGACUUGUAUUUGUUAGUGUUUAGUCUUUUUUGAAAGAUAUGCUCUGUUAAUGUUGCUUUUUUUUUUUUUUAAAUACAUUCUAGUCUAACAUUCCCUGCUCUAUGCUUGCAUCUUUGCCAAAGUGAAGAAAAUGCUACCUUUUUUUGUUAACAUGACACUGACUUGAAACAUGUACAUUUAAAGCCUUUUAUUUUUUUUCUUUUGGUGGUUGGGCAUUUAAAGAAUAAGAACAAGGAAAAAUAUUUUUGGGGGUCAGAUCAAGGGCCUAAAAGUUCUUCAGUAUAAAGCUGGAGUGAUUUCUAAUGCCAGCGUUAUAUAUUUGCAUUUUUCACAUUUUACGAGGGAGUAUAUAUGUGUGUGCACGCGUGCAUGUGUAUGUGUUUUGCUUUUUGUUUACAUCAGCUAAUCAAAAAGGAUAGAUUCUAGAAAAUGGAACAUGAUGGGAAACACAGUUUUUGACUUUAAAAAGCAGAUGAGUUGUGUCAUAACUAGACUCCACUGGGGUGGAGAUAUUCACCUAAAGACAUAAGGUGAAUAUAUUCUUCUUAGACCUUUUAGUGCGUAUGUAUGUUGUUUGGUUUUUUUCCUUUGUUUCUAGACUGUUCAGUGUAUGGUUUAUUCAAGGCUACAUGCUUUUCUUUAAUGCUUUGGCUAUGCAUUUUCCUUUUUUACACAUAGGAUUUGGGAUGGGGUGGGCUGGAUAUUUUUGUCUGGGGACUUAUUUAGCAGUAUUGAGUCUCUGGUAGCCCUACUCUAAGCCUUUAAUACUGUCCACUCUUUAUAUUCCUUUACUUUCUGAAUUUAUAAUAGCCCCCAAACUGCAUAUAAUAUGAGCCUUUACAACAUGGGUAAAACUAUCCCAGUGAUGGGUUUGGAUGGUAUGUUAAGAAAUGGAGAUGCUGCAGAGCUCAACAUAAUUUUUUAAACAGCAAGUUCCAUCUCCCUACAAAUCCUCUGAAGCUUUUACCCCAGCUCUUUCUUGCCUCUCCAGUGCUAUUUUCCUUCACAUGGACCUUAAAGAUAAUUUCUUGGACACUACUAGAGAGACUUCGAGGCAAUAAUAAAAAAUCAGUAUUAACCAGCUCUAACAGAGGUUUGAUCAUGCUUACUUGUACAGUUUUUCCCCGUUUUAAAAAGGAAUGUAAUAAAAUUUGUUUUUUUCCAUAGAAUUAAAUAAUAUUAAAUGAGUGAAAGGUUGAUUGUUGACCAAUAGAAUAGUACCUCUCAUCUGUGCAGUGUCUCAUUUCACCUCAGAGGAAAAGAUAUAUAAGAGGAGUUUCUAAUUUAUCUAAUUUAUCUUCUAGUUAUUCUAAUUGCAUCUAAAAGAAUUUGACUUACACAGGGGAACUGGGGGACUCACAUUACAUAUAUUAGUACCUCUGACUCAUUAACAGAAAGAAAUACUUGGUACUUCUUUCACUGAAUGACUAUACUUUGGAGGAUCCAUACUAUUUGGAUUAGAGAAAUAAAUGAGCAAGAAAGAACUGCUUAAUUAAACCAUCAUUCAUAUGUUCGUGUAGAAACCAUCUGGUUGCCACAUAUAUUAUGAUACAUAUACUUUGAAUAGCUAUGUAUCACAUGUGUGUAAAUUAAUGCAUUUACAAACACAAAUAGAACAACCUCUUUAUUUGAUGAAAAGCCCAAGCUUGUGUUGGUGGAGUAAGGGACCAGGAAAAAUGUAGCUAACAUUUUUUUUUUUUUUUUAAAGCUUAUACCAAACCAACCAACUAUAUUAUAAGAAAUAUUUGAAAUUAGUUUACCUGUAGUUUUACUUACUAUCCAUCUUUUGUGCAUUCACAGUAUAUUAAAACAUAGCUUUACCAACCUAUUUCUGGAUUGUACACUUACAUGUUAGAAUGAAAAGGGCAGGAAUGGUCAUUGUAGAUUUAAAAACAUGGAUAUGUCCUUGACUCCCCCAAAAAUUAAGAUAAAGAAUAAGAACAAAUCAUUCUGGAAGAACCCAAAAGAAACAUCAGAUAUUUAAAUGAAAGUUAGAUUUAUUUUCAUAAUUGUUUAAUAACUUUUGUAUAAUCUUCAUUGCUAUUAUGAGAGGUAAAAAUGUAUUUAUCAAAUAUGUAUAAUUAUCAUGGCAAAAUCUGAAUUGUAAAAUUUUUGUAUAUUGUUAAAAUUGUAAUUCUAAAUUGUAUUUUAAAAAUAAUUAUUUCUGAUAUUGUUUUCCUGUCACCCAUGAUGAAAACGGGACUUUAUAUAUCUUUCUCUCUAAACAUAUAUAAGUAUGAACUAUUUAAAAUUUUUAAUAGUUUUUCUUUUUUGGUGCCUAUAAUUGAUUGGUCAUUUCUGCUGACUUUUCUCCAAUGAACUUUGAAAUCUUUCUGUAUAUGCUAUCAAUAAGAAAACUACCCUGGAACAUUAGAAAAAUUCAACAAGAGACUUGCUUUCGUCAAGCACGUUAUCACGUUAUCAGACUUCGAGAAGAUAUCGAAGGCAUUGACUUUCAGAAUCAUCUCUUCUUUUUCUCAAGAAGAAAGCAGUGGAGAAACAAAUUCUCUUCAUUCAGUGAAUCCCCAGUUUGGGGAUUGGGGGGCUUAGAGACAUUGUGAAGUCAAAUCUUGUGUUAUAUUUUUCUCCUGGCUCAUUUUUUUUGAGAAGGUUUAUGGGCUAUUUGGCUGGUGAGACACGAUCCCCUCCUAAGAAAAUGUAGGUGCUCAGACAGGUAACCUCUGCUGCUACUGUUUUUAUUUGUUUGUUUGUUUAAUUUCAUUUAAGAUUUGUUUUUGUUGUACUAGGAUUUUUAAAAAUGUAAUAUAUUGCAGGAUUUAUAACCAGGUUCACUGCUUUCUUUCUUUCUUUUUUUUUCCCCCUUAAAAAAAAAACAAAGCAAAGUUUCAUUUAAAAUAGAUUUAGGCACCUUUGAAGCUUGGAUUUUGGAAUGUUUCAGUAGUGGACAGAAAUCUGCUGUUGGAAUCUUCUAGUCUUCCAGGUUUAAUUUGAAAUGUUUUUAGUUUUGUUUUGGAUUUUUGUGUGGUAUUUUAUUUCCUUUGUACCAAUGCCCUUUUGCCAUGCUGUUUUGGGGUGGCUACCUAACUCUAGCAAAAAUUCUUUCUAUAUUAACGAAAGUUUGGCCUUUUAAAUUCCUUAAUGUUUUGCAUUUUUACAUUGUUUUUGAAGAAAUAUUCUAACUGCUUGCACUGUUACUGUUCUUUACCAGCCUUUUCAGGAGCCAAAAAAACAAAUACAAACAAACAAAAAAAUACCCAGAGAAAAAACUUUCCUUCUUCCCCCUUCCUGAUGAUGAGUGAGAAGUAUUGAGAACUUUCCGGGGUCAGUGCCCUUCUAAACUCCCCCUCCCCCAAUAAUGCAGCUGUAUAAUGAAUGGUAAAUGCAGCGGUUUGGAUUCAGGCACAGCCCCAGCCUGCUGGCAGGUGGCGUAUGUGUUCGUGUUUUAAUGUAUUCAGAGCCAUUGGGCAAUAAGCAGUCCAGAACAUUGAAAACUCAAGCAGCAGAGAAUUAAACUGGUAGGUGGCAGUAGAGGAAGGAAUUCUUCAGAUUGAUGGCUACUGACUUAAAAUCUACAUAGGAGAAGAGAGCAUGACAUACCAAGUGAAGCAAGGUGGGCAAAAAAUGGAAGCAGGACUAAGAUUCCUGGAUUUUAACUCUGAACAGUUCUUUUGAAGUAACCAGUGAUCUUCUUUGUUUACCUUAUUAACAGAAUGGAUGAAGACAGAAUUGACACUGCUUUUUCGAGUGGAAAAUAAAAACGCACAGAACAAAGAAGCAGUAGCUCUAACCUGUUUGAUUCUGUGUGUUUUCUAAAAUAAAAACACCAUGAACUGGAAAUAAAA
Messenger RNA from Lemur catta (Ring-tailed lemur), 6197 nucleotides. It is a transcript of the gene RIMKLB, whose product is annotated as ribosomal modification protein rimK like family member B. Lineage: Eukaryota; Metazoa; Chordata; Mammalia; Primates; Lemuridae. The transcript has 9 exons. Gene Ontology annotation, cellular component: cytoplasm. The coding region runs from base 478 to 1638 and encodes 386 amino acids. Gene Ontology annotation, molecular function: metal ion binding; ligase activity, forming carbon-nitrogen bonds; ATP binding. Gene Ontology annotation, biological process: protein modification process. The record is from RefSeq and is a predicted model, not a curated record.